Drosophila arizonae is the source of this 4418-nucleotide messenger RNA. RefSeq names its product Coiled-coil and C2 domain containing 2A (gene Cc2d2a). Gene Ontology annotation, biological process: protein localization to ciliary transition zone; non-motile cilium assembly. Lineage: Eukaryota; Metazoa; Arthropoda; Insecta; Diptera; Drosophilidae. The record is from RefSeq and is a predicted model, not a curated record. Gene Ontology annotation, cellular component: ciliary transition zone.
GAUAAGCUGUCGUAUUCGAAAUAUCGAAAGCCGAUAAAAUCAGGCUACCUAGGCAACGAUGCCACCCUGUGCAAAAUCCAAACAAACGGUUAUUUUCAUUUAUUGUCAAACCUAUGUAAGUCGAAAUGGAGCCAGAAGCAAAUUCAAUAAAAACUAAGCGCAGCAAGAAAAAAAUGAAAACACAAACAACACGUGCAUAUCGCAAGUCUGAAAAGGAAGUUCAACAGUUGCUGUGGCAAAGUGAAAAGGUCGCCGCACAACAAACAGUAGAUGAGGAUUUGGAAGCCCGCAGUUUGCAGUUUUUUCACUAUGCCAAAGCGACCGAUUCUGUGGGUGCCACAACUGGCAAAACGGAACUUCCAAAUGAUGACACACCUGCACAAUACACUGCGGCCAGCUUCUUACAAAUUGAACUCGCUGAACCACCCCUUGUGUCCGGUAAGCUGCAGCGACAGCGUCAUUAUUAUGACUCCACUUUGUUGUAUUCGCCCAGUGAGCGGCUGCAUUUGCCACUACAGCUAAGUGAAUGCGAGCCCCAACUGAAGCCCCAGCAGAUACGCAUGCUGAAUCGGUUUCAGGAGGAGGCCAGAUAUAGUAAAACGACCGCCAAACUAAGUGCCGGAAUUAUUGCGCAGCUUUCAGACUGUGAACCGGGCCGUUACACCAUCGAUACCACGCUCUACCACAGCAAUUGCUCGAGGCAGUUUAAAGGCGUCUUCCUGGCACCUGUGCCGUUGGCUACCUUCCACGGACUGCCCAUGAGUCGUUGCCUGAAGCUGUGCCUGAAACAGUUGCGCUUCAGCGAACAUCCACAGCUGCUGGAGGAGCAUCGGCUGGCGCAGCAACUGGAGGAUCUCUACGAUCUCUACGCAUACAAUGUGAACAGUCAGAUUUGCAAUAAACUGCGCGAAGAGUUACAAAUCGCUCGCAAUGUGGCUGCCCGCCUAAUCGAUGCCAGCAAGCAGCAGCACCUGAAGGAGCAGCAGCCAUCGCUGCUAGCGGUGCACGUUCAGCGGCAAUUGCAAUUGACGCAGCAGCUGCGCAGACGCUACUAUGCCGAGUCCAGGGCGCAGCGUGUGCUGCUGCAGCGUCUGCUCGCCGAAUGGGCCAAAUUGAAGGAGCUGCGCAAGCGGCAACAGUUUCGCUGCACACGCUUCAGCCUGAGCCUGCGGCUGGUGCCGCCUGCUGAUCUGGACGUCUCCUGCUCGGCGUGGAAACAGCGUUUCGAGACAGAUCUGGCCGAGGUGUAUCGCGAGCAUCUGGAGCUGUACUAUCAGCAGCGGCGCAUUUGGAAUGACAGCGAGCAGUCGACAGCGGCGCAUACGAAACCGCCGCGUAAGCCUCGAUUUACGGAAAUCAUGGAGUCCCUGAGGGCAGAGUAUGAGCGAGCCUUUCAGGAUCCAGAGGAGCCGGAAGUUUUUGUGCAGCGUCUGCCAGCUGAUGAAACAAUGCCCAAUGAUCCCAAGGCGACGGCAGCAGCAGCAGCAGCAGUAAACGGUAAUCAGCUGAGCUUGGAUCGCAACUACUACCUGAAGAUCUACCUGGACAGCCAGUUUGUGGCACAGUCGCGCACAUAUCGCCUGGAACAGGAUCUGCAUGUGGACAUGAAUGAGACAAUAGGCGUGCUGCUAAAUCGCUCCAAUCCAAAAGAGCUCAAUAUUUGGCUGUAUGAGAAAUCGACAAUAACUGCGCACAGUCGCCGAUUGGCACUGAUAAACACUCCGUUGCAGGCGACUCAAAGGGGCCGAUCGGAGGAGAAACUGAGCUUCGAGGUGACAUCAUCGCGGACAUCAUCAUCGGCAACGCGCCCGAAAUUGGCCGGCGAUCUCUAUGUGCACAUUGAUUACUAUUGUCCUGAUGGCGGCAGCAGCAGCAAUGAGCUGGACGAUGUGCAGCCGCUGCCGCCGGCACUGAGGCAAACGUUGCUGGCGAAAAGUUUGUCCGCGUCUGCGGCCGGAGGCAGCGAUGCAGGGACACGGCAUGCGCCGCUCAUCUUUGCCGAGCAGCAGUUGCUGUUGUGCAGCAUCGAGGAACUGUUCCAGAACAGGCGAUUUCAGCUGCUCUAUUCGCGCCAUCAGCAGCGCAAUUUUCACACCAAACAGCUGAGUUUUGUGCCUGCUUUGGCGCAUGAAAUCGUUGAGCUGGAGGAGCACGGACCCAAUGCGAAUGUUGGCCAAUUGCUAGAUCCGGGCACCAUUUGGCAUCCAAUCGAUCUGCACAAGCAUCGAGGCCGCAAGUUUCUUCACCUGCUAUACGAGACCAUAAUGAACCAGUGCGCACAACGGGCCAAGCUGCUUCAAACACCAUUGCCGCUGCUCCAGCUGUGGAGCGAUGGCUCCCCCACAGAGCAUACAAUGGGCUGGUCAACAAUUUGGCGUGCACUCUGCUCCAUUUUUGUUCGCCAAGCGGCCAACAGUCCCAGCCGUGAGCCGCCCCUGUGGCAGCCCCAGCCGACGUGUGCCCCGAAUCAACAGCUGCAACAGUUCACUGUCUCGUUGCAUGUAGUGCGUGCCACGGGUGUGCCAGUGCGCAGUCGCCACAUCCUCAACGUGGAGCACCAGGGACGACGACGGAGCAGCGCCGGCACAAACAGCGAUCUAAGCGCCAGUCUGUUCGUUACCCAGACGCUGAUGUACUCCAAUGUGCGACCAUUUAUUACACUAAGCUAUGGCCAGAGACUGUGUCGCAGUCGCACCGCAGAGGGCUCGAAUCCCACAUGGAAUGAGCAUCUGCAGCUGCAGCUGACGGGUCAGCUCAGCGAUUUGCGCGAGGAUCUGAAGAUCAGCCUGUUUGACGAACUGGUCGAGCAGCAGUACACGGACGAGGCAUCCGAUCUCUACCAGCGCGUGCAGUGCAACUGGCUGGGGGAAUAUCGGGUGCCCAUUAGCAGUCUCUUGGCCAGUCGCAAGUUCGAGGGAUGCAUCGAGCUGUGCAUGCCCAAGGUGCUGGUCGGCUAUAAGAGGCCGCUGAUUGAUUCGGUGACCAAUAUAUCGGUGGAGCAAUAUCCGGAGUUCAAGGAGAGUGUGCAUCUCUGGUUCUAUCUGAGCGUGGAGCCGGCUAGCCAGUUGACGCCACUGCGAAUUGGCGGCCUGGCCUGUGCCGAGCUGCCGCAACUGCAGCAAUAUUUGCGCGAGCGCCGCCUGGAGGUGCAACCGCUAUUGCCACAUCCGCAACGAUAUGUGGAGCCGUUGAUAUGUACGUCGCAUGGCAAACGCGUGUGCCUCACACGUCUGCUGGAGCCGGUGUCGCUGCCCAGCGAGUCGCAGCUGGAGCGUGUUUGUCGUUUUGUCUCCCUGCUCACUCCGGUGCGCAGUUCGCUGGAUGGGUGCCAGAGCUUUGAAGGCGUUUGGCUGAACAACCAAACGCUGCUGGAUAGCACCUGGUGUUCUGUGAAAGAUCUGGGCGUGCUGCUGUGCAAUUAUAUGCUGGCAUUGGGCCUCGAGUGCUGGCUGCUGCUGGGAUUGGCCUGUCCCUAUGGCGAGUCCACGUUCGUCAUCUACCGACAGCCGGACAGCGGCGAACUGGUCCUAGUGGCGCCCACAACUGGCAAACGCUACCAGCUUCAGGAUGUCUUUUGUCCGCUGACACGUGUCUACUCGCUGGUGACGGCACAGAAUAUCUUUAUCAAUAUACAGGCGGAAGAGCGCGUCAGCAUGACGGAUUUCGAUGUGCAGAAUAGCGAAUGUUGGUUGCCGGUGUUCACCAAGCGGCAGCAGGCGCCCCACGGUGGCAUCCAGAAGCGUAACUAUGCUUACAAGCGCAGCUAUCACCUGAGUCAGUUACAGAAGCACAUCGAGCGCAAGAUUAUGAAAAAGAUAAGCGCCUGGCGCACCACACGCAAAACAUUGUGGAAUCGUGCCUUUCAGCCACACCUGCUGAGAAUUUUGAAUGAAAUGGAAAGUUUGAGCACGCUCCCAGGCAAUCGUUACGAUGAGCCGGCAUUCAGUGAGGAGCUGGAGCGCGAGUUUCCCAAUUAUAGGCUUUAUGGCUUUACCAUAAACUUUGCCUACACCAACCUGUCGGCGAUAUCGGAGCGCAUUCGCACCAGCUGCAUACACUACAACAACAAUGCGGCCGUCGAGUUCUGUGUGGCGGUGCACAUUAAUGCCUAUGCCAACGAUGUCCUAUCCGUUUGGGUGUUUCUGCUGUCAAUAGUGCCCCUGGUCGCCUAAUUGAUUGACUCGACGUGAAUCAAUGCGGUGUAAAUAGCGUCAAUGUUCGGUUGUUGAUAACGAAACUCGGUGAGCCGGCUGUCUUCGUAGAUAAUGCCCACAAACGCUAAUCAAUAAAAACAAAUUCUUUAUCACUCGCUGUACGGAAAGCGGGAAAACAUACUUCUUGGCAGUUGCAUAUCUCUUAUUCUGUAUGCCUCGUAUGCGUAUGUGCCCGGUUAUUGCCUAAGGCUGGUUGGGUUUCUA